Spinacia oleracea (spinach) is the source of this 2042-nucleotide messenger RNA. Its product is annotated as protein DETOXIFICATION 43. Gene Ontology annotation, molecular function: xenobiotic transmembrane transporter activity; citrate transmembrane transporter activity; antiporter activity. Lineage: Eukaryota; Viridiplantae; Streptophyta; Magnoliopsida; Caryophyllales; Amaranthaceae. Gene Ontology annotation, biological process: transmembrane transport. The transcript is spliced from 14 exons. Bases 217 to 1830 code for a protein of 537 amino acids. The record is from RefSeq and is a predicted model, not a curated record. Gene Ontology annotation, cellular component: membrane.
UUAUUAUGUCACCAACAAAACUGAAAGACGUACUCUAUCCUCCUUCUGUCAUCUCUCUUUGUCUCUCUCUCUCUGUUGAUCGACUACACUCCAUCGAUCUUCAGCAACAAUAUAACUCGAUAAGAUUCUAUACCCAACUCAGCUCGUCUAAGGAGCUAAGCUGUCGAGUCUCUUCCUCAGCUUGCUCUUUCUGUGAGUAGUGGUUGAUAUAAUACCAUGGCUGGCAAUAAUGGUGCAUUACAUCUCGCUGCUGACACCAAACGGAAGUUACCACUUUCUGUAUUCUUCAAAGAUGCAAGGUCUGUCUUCAAGAUGGAUUCAUUGGGGUUGGAGAUAUUAAGGAUUGCCAUCCCUGCAGCUUUGGCUUUAGCUGCUGAUCCUGUUGCCUCUCUAAUUGACACCGUCUUUAUUGGCCACAUUGGCGCGGUGGAGCUUGCAGCAGUUGGAGUUUCCAUAGCUAUAUUCAACCAAGCAUCAAAAAUUACUAUAUACCCACUUGUUAGCAUUACAACUUCUUUUGUUGCCGAGGAGGAGACAGUCAGCAAAAUGAAUGCACAAGUUAAAGAUGCUGAAACUUGUAACUCUAAAGAGAUGAUGUCUCAAGAUGAUGUACUUGGGAAACUAGAGGAAGGUUCUGUCACAAAUAUUAACAAAGAUGACUCUCUUCCCAGUGAAGAUUACAUGGAAGUAACACAAAAGACAAAUAAAGUCUCAAUCAGUAGUCCUGAGAAGGUUCAAGUAGGAAGAGGCAAGCGGCAUAUUCCGUCAGCUUCUACUGCACUUGUUCUUGGAUUGUUCCUUGGUGUCUGUCAAACCAUAUUCCUUUUCUUUGGAGCUAAAAUGCUUUUAGGAAUCAUGGGUGUAAAACAUGACUCCCCGAUGCUACAACCAGCUCUUAAGUACUUAACACUAAGAUCCUUAGGUGCUCCAGCUGUGCUUCUUUCUUUAGCAAUGCAAGGUGUUUUUCGAGGAUUUAAAGAUACGACAACUCCCCUUUACGCUACAGUUGCAGCAGAUGGUGCAAAUAUUGUACUGGAUGCGGUUCUUAUCUUUGCAUGUCAUUUGGGUGUGAGUGGUGCAGCCAUCGCUCAUGUACUCUCACAGUACUUAAUGUCAUUUAUACUCUUAUGGAGGUUGACGAGGGAAGUUUAUUUGUUGCCCCCUAGUCUAAAAGCUCUGCAGUUAGGUCGAUUUCUCAAAAAUGGUUUAUAUUUGUUCACAAGGGUCAUAGCUGUCACAUUCUGCGUCACCUUGGCCGCAUCCCUGGCUGCAAGGCUAGGUGCAACUUCUAUGGCUGCAUUUCAGAUUUGCUUACAAGUAUGGUUAGCUUCAUCACUUAUGGCUGAUGGUUUAGCAGUAGCUGGUCAGGCCAUUUUGGCUAGUGCAUUUGCUGAGAAGGAUUACAAGAAGGCAACUGCUGCUGCAUCCAGAGUAUUACAGAUGAGCUUUAUUCUUGGGUUGGGACUGUCUGUUGUCGUUGGAGUCGGUUUGCAGUUCGGAGAUGGGAUCUUUUCUAACGACAAGAAUGUUCUUCAUCUCAUUAGCGUAGGAGUACCGUUUGUUGCAGCCACACAACCAAUAAACUCGUUAUCUUUCGUCUUUGAUGGAGUGAACUUUGGAGCAUCAGAUUUUGCCUAUUCUGCAUAUUCCAUGGUUCUGGUGGCUAUCGCAAGUGUUGCAUCACUAUUUCUGCUGUACAACAGCUAUGGAUUUAUAGGAAUCUGGAUAGCUUUGAGCAUCUACAUGGCUCUACGUACAAUUGCUGGUAUUUGGAGGAUGGGAACUGGGACAGGACCAUGGCACUUUCUCAGAAGCAAAUCUCUUUCUUGAUGACUUCCUUUUCAAUAAUGCCAGUCAUACUUAUGGCCAGAAUUUCCCAGUACUAUUAUUGUCAUUCAUCUUUCCUAAGACUCCGUUAGUUAUGUUCGGGAUCUUAUAAAGAUCAGUUCUCCGCGCAUUUUUUGGAGACGUGCAGGGCUGAAUAUAAAGCUCGCCUCGCCUAUCCUAUCACAUCCUAUCUUAUCCUAACCCUGUUCAGUUUG